Dentiscutata erythropus is the source of this 4755-nucleotide messenger RNA. NCBI's taxonomy places the organism in Eukaryota, Fungi, Glomeromycota, Glomeromycetes, Diversisporales, Gigasporaceae. The record is from the annotation of a GenBank genome assembly.
AUGGUAAAAACAAAAAAACAACGAUCUCUGCUAGGUUCUCGAUUUGGGUCUAAUGAAGACAAGGAAACACAAGAAAAUGAAAUUGAGGCUUUGAAAGGCAACAAUUUAUAUGGAAGACUACGUGCCUGUGGUUGUGACUUCAGCAUGGAAGGUGGAGUCGCUCCGGCAUGUCAUGAAUUUCGACUUCAUCUUUUACCUCAUGAAGAGAAACUGAAAGAACAUGUAUCAGUGGACUUGCACGUUAAAUUUCCGAAAACGUAUCCACGUUCAGCACCAGACAUAAAAGUUGAAAAUGCACGCGGUCUUUCAGAGGAACAAUUGAAUGAAGUUAGAGCAAACAUAUCUCGACUUAUUAAAGAAAAUAUUGGUCAAGAGAUGAUAUUUACUAUUGCUCAAUACGUUCAAGAGUUUAUAACUACGAAUAACAAUGGAGAUUCGGUUAAGCAGUCUUUUCAUGAGCAAAUGUUAAGGCGAAAUGAAAAAAUAACAAAGGCUGAACAAAAAAAAGCACUGGAAGAAAUGGAUCGUGCACGUCAAACUGAAGAGCAAGAACGAACAGCAGAGAACUUGUUAUUACUUCAAAAAAUUCAGGAGGAGAAGCAACGUCUAAAGGCAAAGGUUGAUGAAGAAAGGCAAAAAAAAAAGCAAUUGAAAGUUAAAGAUGUUCAAGACUCAAUAUCACUAAUGGACACAUCCUUGGUGUUUAAAACUGUCAACUUUGAAAGAAAAAUUGUUUUGGAUCCUGGAGAUUCAUUGUCAGUUCCCUUUAGAUCCGUAAUACUUGGGCCAUUAGUAGGCAAAGGAAUUGUUGGUUCAACAUAUAUGGUUCAGGCAGUUAAUGUUCAAAUUAAUAAUAUAAAUCCAAAGGACUGUCAUGUUUUAAUUUUGAAAGAUAUUGAAAUUUCUGAACCACACUACUUAGAGCCGGUUGGUAAGAAUAAGUUAGAAGAUAUUGAGAAGGAACUUGAUCGUAUGAAAAAGCUUCGUCAUUCGAACUUGGUUACUGUAUAUGAAUCCGAGCUUGAGAGAUGCACAUCUGGAUGGAAUUUGCACAUUCUUAUGGAAUAUACAUGUGGAGGCACGAUGGUUGAUUUAUUAAAGAAAUGUGGUGUUGUUCGCUUACAAUUAGCGAAGGAGUAUAUGAAGCAGUUGUUAGAUGCACUGGAUUAUCUACAUGCUAACGGUUUUGUACAUAGAGAUAUAAAAGCUUCCAAUAUAUUGUUUUCCGAAAUUCCUGGGAAGGACGAUUAUAUAGCUAAGCUAUCUGAUAUUAGUUAUCACAGAAAAUUAUUGGAUAUGCAUAGAGAAUUCCCAUUUGUAAAAUUUUCAAACGAAGAGCCAUGCAAAAGAUGGAUUUCACCUGAACAAAAAUCAAAAUCUAAUGUAUAUUCGAGAAAGAAUGAUAUUUGGUAUCUUGGUGUCAUUUUUGUGCAAAUGCUAUUCGGGUUAAAUGUUGUCCAAAGAUAUAAUUCAUUGAAUGAUUUGUUAAAUUCUUGUAAGAAAUCCAUCUUAUCAUUAUUCAUUGCAAUUCAAAAUAUUUUAGAUGACUUAAUAUUAUUAUUUGUAGCCGAUCAUAAUAUUCCGCUAGCUGUUCAAGAUGUUCUCAGAACUAUGCUUGAAAAAGAUCAAUCAAAAAGACCAACACCGUUAGAAUUGCUUGCAAAGCCUUUUUUCAAUGAAGGACCAUCCAGUUCUCUUGAUACACCUUUGAAAUUCAUCAUGUCAACAGGAAAUGUAAAUUCUUCUAGAACCAUUGCUCCACAAGAAAAUGACGAAUUAGCUGGUAGUUUUAGUGAGGUACAGCACGCAUAUUCCCCACCAAACUCUUCACAGCACCACGCUCAAUUUUCAAGAUAUAAGCUUGACUUUGAGGAAAUCGCGUUUCUCGGCAAAGGUGGAUAUGGAGAGGUGGUAAAGGCUAAAAACAAACUAGAUGGCAGGUGUUACGCAAUAAAAAAAGUGCGUCUAAAUCCAAAUGACAUUGAAAAAACUCGCAAGAUUUUGCGAGAGGUAACGACAUUAUCACGAUUACAUCACCAAUAUGUUGUCCGCUAUUAUACAACCUGGUUUGAAGGCAAAUACUCGGAUGGCUCUUUGAAUGAGACAGAGACUUUUAGCGAAGAUAUUACUGGCGCUGUUGAUGAAGGAGGUAUAGGAAAAAAUAAGGCUGUUUCCAAAAGGUCACCUAUAAAAGAGGAAAAAUGUCGUAUACUUUAUAUACAAAUGGAAUAUUGUGAAAAUAAAACUUUGAAAGACAUCAUUGAUAAUGGUGUAAAAGAAGAUGAAGGCUGGAGGUUGUGGAAGGGCUUGGGCAUGAUUCAUCGGGAUUUAAAACCAAGUAAUAUCUUCUUGGACGCGAAGGGUGAUGUAAAGAUCGGAGAUUUUGGAUUAGCAACUACAAAUGAGAGCGACGCAUUAUUUGAUCCGGGUACAUGCAGAUUAUCAACUUUUUACAGAAUGAAUAGUAGAGAAGAUUCCAUGACUGGAGAUGUUGGAACGCUCCUUUAUGGCGCACCAGAAGUUGCUACUAAUCCUAUAGUAGGAACCCGUUAUAAUCAAAAAGUGGAUAUAUAUUCAUUAGGAAUAAUUUUAUUUGAAAUUUUCUACAAAUUUUCUACUGAAAUGGAACGUCGAACUAUUUUAAACCUUCGAAGGACUGAUAUAACUUUUCCGAAGGAUUUUCCACUUGAGAAAAUGAACAGACAAGUCAAUAUCAUUCGCUGGUGCUUGCAACACAAUGCUAAAAAUCGACCGACAAGCAUAGAUCUUUUAAAAUGUGAAUGGUUACCAGCUGAAAUUGAAGACGAACAUUUGCAAGAAUUCAUGAGAACAAUGGGUGAUUUUUCGACUCAUUCUGAAUUAUUAUCGAAUGGGAAUGUUGCUUUUAGUCCAACGUAUGCACUAACAUUUGGAAGAGUACGUGAUUAUAUGGUUAAAAUAUUUCGUCAUCAUGGCGCGGUGGAAUUAAGUACGCCCUUGUUGAUGCCUAAAUCAGAUAUAUAUGAAGACGACAAAAAAGCAGUUUAUUUAAUUGAUAAAGGUGGAGGGAUUGUACAGCUUCCAUAUGACUUAACGGUACCUUUCUCAAGAUAUGUUUCACGUAACAAUAUUACAGAUCUGAAAAGAUAUACAUUUGACAGAGUAUAUAGGGAAAUCAUUGAAGGGCAACCCCCUCGUAUAGUAAAUGAGGCCGAUUUUGAUAUAAUCCAUUCAAUUCAUGCUCCUAUGGUUGCUGAAGCAGAAAUAAUAAAGGUGGUUGAUGAAGUUCUCGAAGAAUUUCCACCAUUAAAAACAAACAAUUAUUGUUUUUUUGUAAACCAUACAAACAUUAUAGAAACAAUUUUUGAAUGUUGUAGAAUACCUGUAGAGAUUCGACGUGGUGUAUAUAGUUUUCUUAGUCAACUUGACAAAAAGUAUACAAUGAAUCUAAUCAAAACACAACUUAUGGAAAAGUAUAACUUGCCAAGGAGUGUGCUGGAUGAAUUGGCUCUUUUUGAUAUUAGAGGGGACCUGGACUAUAUUUCAACCACUUUGGAUAAGUUGAUUCCAACAGCUAAUAUGCGUAGGCGAAUACAUGAAGCAAUUAACGAUUUCACUCUUUUGUUGACAUACACACAAUGUCUUGAAGUUCGUCAUAAUAUUAUAUUUGUACCAUUGUUAACAUAUUAUAAUCAUCAUAACAAGAAUGGAAUGAUUUUUCAAACUGUUGACAGUAGCCGAAAAGACGUGAUAGCUGCUGGCGGAAGAUAUGAUUCAUUAAUACAAAAAUUUCGAUUUCCUAUUGCAAGUGGUGUGCCUGUUGUUCGACAACAAAUUUUCGCAGUUGGAGUCAAUAUAGCCAUACAAAAAAUAGUUGUCGCUUUGGAAAAUUACCAAAAAAAGAUUCAAAAGAAGCUUGAAGAAGAAAGGAGUUUUGGAUUCUGGAAACCAAAAAAGUGUGACGUAUACGUUACAAGCAUCGGUAAAAUUACGCUGCAGGAACGCUUGGAUCUUGUUCGUGAAUUGUGGGCACAUAACAUUAAAGCUGACUUCAUGUAUGAAGAACCAACAGAUCAUACUCCCGAAAAUCUAGCUACUUUAUGCAAGGAUAAUGGGAUAAAUUGGUUAGUGAUAAUGAGACAUAAAGAUUUAUACACUUCGAGAGAUGAUGUUAUUAUUGUCAGAGUAAAGAAUUUGAUAAUGAAAACUGAAGAAGAAGUUCCCCGUAGUGAACUUUAUGUGAAAUUAAAUAGUGAAAUCCAAGAACAAAUGAGAAUUGAUUUGUAUGCUUCAGGAUCCAAAUUCCACAAACAUCAUCUUAUAGCACAGACAGAUCCGAUGCAUGAUUUCAGCAAUGUCAGCCCGCCAAUGUCAUUAGAAGCAGGUAGUAAUCGAUCAAAGCUAUCCAUUAAGACUUUUAUACCUUCUGCAAUAAAUAAAGGCAAUAAAAAAGUGAAACACAAGCAGAAGCAAUUGCUUAUUGACAAAGCACAUGAUAACAUUUCUGGAAUGAUAAAACAUAUUAAUGAUGGUAGUGUUUCUGUAGUAGCAAUGGAUGUGAGUCGUGAAGUACUGCGCAAAAUUCCAGAUUGCGAUGUACUAGACGAUGAGUCAUUUAAAAGUAAAAUACUUGAUAUGGUUUCUCCUCAACAAAAAGAAUAUUUGAGCAAUAUACAAAACCAUCUCAAAAAACUACGAACUAUGGAAAAUAACAAGCAUGUUUGGUUAUAUUCACACAGAGAUGAUUUUGGGAUAUUAUACCAAUUUUUUUCUUAA